Molecule: messenger RNA, 2525 nt
Organism: Girardinichthys multiradiatus
Lineage: Eukaryota; Metazoa; Chordata; Actinopteri; Cyprinodontiformes; Goodeidae
Gene: fkbp8
Product: FKBP prolyl isomerase 8
Exons: 9
Coding region: 191-1384 (397 amino acids)
Molecular function (GO): protein binding; peptidyl-prolyl cis-trans isomerase activity
Source: RefSeq, a predicted model, not a curated record
CAGGGGUUGCUGUUUGGCUGAAGUAAGUAUGAUGUUGAAACUUCGCCAUUACGAACACAACUAAGUCUUGUCCCGAUGACGAAGCGAGAGCUAACUUCUCUGCCGUGAACUGAAUGAAGGGGGCCACGACUCGGGACCAAAACAAGGUUGUUUGGAGAGUGAUGCACUAUUGAUUGAAAAACUGGAGACUAUGGACGCAUCAGAUGGCCAUGAAAAUACUCCUUCUGCCAAGACGAGUGGAAAAACGUCGUUGCUGGACAGCGGGGAAGACUUUGAGGUUUUAGAUGAAGAAGACAUCGAUGACGAUCUUCCUCCUUUGGAAGAUGCCGGGGGUGGGGAUGGGGAUAAAGCAGAGAAUGGAGAGAAGAAAAAUGCCGAUGAAGAAUCGGAGGCUUCAGAGCAAUUGGACGAAUGGCUGGAUGUGUUAGGAAAUGACCAGCUUAAGAAGAAAGUCCUAGAGGCAGGGAAGGGGCGAGGCAGCCGACCUCAGAAAGGACAGAAUGUGGGAAUUAAUCUGAAAACAAGUUUGAUGGAUGGUACCCUUGUAGAAGAGCAACAUAAUCUCUCUUUUACUCUUGGGGAUGGCGAUAUCACCCAGGCACUGGACCUGACUGUGCAGCUCAUGGAAAUGGGAGAGAAGGCUCUCAUACACACUGAUGCAAAAUAUGCAUAUGGUGCCAGGGGAAGUCUUGAACCUGAGGUACCCCCUAACACUCCGCUGUCCUUAGAAGUGGAACUGUUGGAGGCUACUGAUGCGCCGGACGUGGAGCUGAUGCUGCCUUCACAAAGAAUUGCCCUGGCCAUCCGCAAGAGAGAGAGGGGCAAUGUUCACUACCAGCGUGCAGACUAUGCUUUCGCUGUCAACUCAUACAGCAUCGCCCUGCAGAUUACAGAUUCUAACUCCAAAGUUGACAUUAGUCCUGAGGAGGAGGAGGAACUGCUGGAUGUCAAAGUAAAGUGUCUGAACAACAUGGCGGCCUCUCAGCUGAAGCUGGACCACUAUGAUGCUGCUCUUAAAUCUUGUGUUUCAGCUCUUGCUCACCAGCCAGAUAACAUAAAAGCCCUUUUCCGCAUGGGCAAGGUUCUGGCUUUGCAAGGUGAAUACACCGAGGCCAUUCAGACCUUACGGAAGGCGCUGAAGCUGGAGCCAAGCAACAAGACAAUUCAUGCUGAACUUUCCAAACUGGUGAAGAAGCACUCGGAGCAAAGGGGAGCGGAGCAGGCCAUGUACAAGAAGAUGCUGGGAAAUCCUACCAGUAGUAGCGGCAUACAGAAAUCCAGAGCCAAGUCUUCAUGGGGUCUCAGCUGGAAGUGGCUUUUUGGUGCAACUGCUGUGGCUAUAGGUGGAGUAGCUCUAUCUGUUGUCAUAGCGGCCAGAAACUGAAGUGAACCGGUGGAGUCAAAUGCAGUGGGGGGAGCCUAAAACACUGAAGCACAUCUGGCUGCACCUUCAGUCCUUCAGUGAAAGGAGGUGGAAAUGUCAGGUGGUGAAUGGCCUCUUCACUGUAACACUUUUUUCUCUGCUAUGUUUGAGAACAAUAUGUGACAGUUAAUCAAAUUUAUAAUAAUUGCAUAUGGGGAAAUGUAUUUCCAGCCUUGUAGAUGUAUAGAUUUAUGCAUCGUUCCCUUGUUCCGGCAGUUUGUUCUUCUUGUUAGUAGGUGUGUGGAAGUGAUUUUUUUGAAAUAAAUAAAAAAAAUAAUGAGAAUGGAUUGAGAAAGAAGAUAUUUUUACCACAUAGAAAAUAAAAUAAAUGGCUAUUCUGCUGAGAUAUAGUAAAAGCAGUAGAUUGCGCUUGUAAAAUGAUAUUUAUUAUCCAAAUGAUGUGAUUUCAGUUUGUGGUACGAUGUUUCCUGUCAAACUGCUCCUUAUUAUCUGAGGUCCACAAGAUGGCGAGAUAGUUGGCUGUGUGCUGGCCCGUUUACACUUUAUAUACAUAUGUAAAUACACUGAAUGACCAAAGUUAUCAAAACACCUUUACAAAGCAGUGCAAUACAGCAGUCCUAAACUGAGUACUUUACGUUGAUCAGCUGUUCUUCAGUUGAUUUUUGAUGAGGUAGUUUCCCUCCUUGACAAGAGAGUAAAAAUUAAUAACCACCGAACAAAAUAUUUCAGUUAAAUAAAACAUAAACUGCAUUCUUUUCAAAAUAACACAAGGUUGAAAUAACCCUCAAUGACACUGAUGGUGGUGUCAAACAAAGUUCAUGCAAAAUAACUUAUUUUUCUUGAAUUUUAUUUCAUUGUUGAUAGACUUCCUUAUUUCUCAUUCAUCCCAACUAGUUUGUUAAAGGCGUACAUUGUUUGGAGCGUAGCUGAAGACCGUUUAAAGGUUAUCUUUUGAGUUGUGUACUGAUGUUGUUCAUUCCAAAACAGAACUGUGACUCGGAUGUGCUGUCCUCAGAAUAGAUGAGAUAACAGAGCCAAAAUUUGUUUUAUGCCAACCAAGUUACUCUUCAGAUCAUUAAAUGCGUUCCUUGCUUUUCCUAAUUUUUGUAUUCUGCACCAAUAAAUAUCUCAUCAAAGUACA